This is a messenger RNA of Penicillium canariense, 1287 nucleotides long. RefSeq names its product PAS domain-containing protein. The record is from RefSeq and is a predicted model, not a curated record. Gene Ontology annotation, molecular function: protein binding. Bases 1 to 1287 code for a protein of 428 amino acids. The transcript is spliced from 3 exons. NCBI's taxonomy places the organism in Eukaryota, Fungi, Ascomycota, Eurotiomycetes, Eurotiales, Aspergillaceae.
AUGGACACAACAUUCAUCACCAUCCACGAUUUGUCUCGUGACGCCUCGAUCCAGUACGCCUCGGACAGCAUUGAGGUGGUAUUAGGGUACCAGCCACACGAGGUACUGAACCGCUCGUGUUGGGAUUACUUCCAUCCCCAGGAACUGCAUUUCGCGCGCAGUGUGCAUGGUCGUGGCGUCCGGCUUGAUAAAGCCGCGGUGCUGAACUAUUGUUCUAUUCGACACAAGAAUGGAUUGUGGGUUGGGUGCGAAUGUGUCUUCACGGUGGUCUACCAUGUCUUAAUCGCGAGUACUACGGUCUAUGGGCGGGGCAGAGGUAGUCAAAAGCGCGCCAUCGACGCUCCCAUAGUGCGCAAGCUUUUCGACUCCUCUCCCAAUGACCCUCGCUACCACAUGCUCACAUUCAUAUCCUACAAAUUUUCGCGACGCCUUGCAGAACCGCUCCAUGAGCCACGCGCCGCCUUGUUCGUCAAUCGCUUCACCCGGACUGCGACGAUCAUGUACGCCACCAGCAGCGUGGCAGAGAUCCUCGGGGUGCAUCCACAGCAUCUUAUCUCGAAGAGCUUCUUCUACUGUAUCCAAGAGAGAUGCUUGCGGGAUGCUGUCCGCUGUCUUGAAAGUGCAAAAGCGAACGACUCGAUCGCGUACCUGCGUUUCUGGUUCCGCAACCCUUUGCAGGACGACAAUGUAGAUGUGGAUAUAGAUGGGUCUCGCGGACCGUCUUUUGGUGCCUCCACGGACGCGUACGGCACUACACCCCCUCCUCUUGAGCUGGAAGCUGUGGUCUCGUGUACAUCGGAUGGACUGGUUGUUAUCCUCCGUCGGGCUCGAGCUCCCAUUUCGAGUGCCACUCUUCCACCUCAACCGGUCCCUGUCUAUUCUAAUGGUAUCUUCGCGGCACCGUGGGCUCUCGAACCUGUCUAUACCUAUGGCAGCUCAUAUUACCCCCACGGUGCUUUUCCGAACCCGGCCUAUCCCGAAGUCAAGGCUUCUCUUUGCAAUGAAAAUGAGACCCCUACGCGAGGCGUGGGGGCCACACCGUCAUCAAGCUCCUCCGGCUUCUCGAACCCUCUCUCCGGGGCAAAUACGAACGACGCUGGAUCCAAUGGCCCUCAGGAGGACCUUCUCAUGGAUACUAUUCGCGAUGUUGCUGUCUUUGCGUGGGGUAUCAUUGGUAUCAAUCGGUCGCUUGAGCAGCACAAAUUCGGUACCCCGUCGGGUAAUGCCCAUCCGGAUGGGAUGGUGGAUGAUAGUUGGGGCGAUGACGCUGCGGCUGGGCAUAGCUGA